CUGAGAAGUAACGCCUCUCUCACCUUACUCUCCAUCACCCUCCCUCCCUUUUUCUCUCUCACAGACUCACUCCAUCUGCUUCAUGAACAUGAGCUGGCUGCUUUCUCUGCCUCUCCGAGCGUCUUUGAGCUGUUUUGACAUAUGCUUUCCUUCUCUGCUUCUUUCUUUUUUCUGUCUUUCCAACAAUCCCAUACCUCUUCCAUACCUCUGUCUCUCUCUGUUUUCCCACCAGGACAGGAAAAGGAGCAGUAGCAGAGAGGACCAGCGAAGAAGACUGACCACAAUAACAGGAAGAGGAAGUGGGCAGUGACCUGUAUGAGACAGGGUUGUGGUUGUACAGCUGCGGUCCAACACUUUCGGCCAGUGGAUGAGAAAACCACAUCAGAGGUGACAGGAAGAAAAAGAGCAAGAGAGACUAGAAACCUGUUGGACUCUCACCUGAGGAAAAACUUCUACAACAGGGCAAUAAAGACAUUUUUGGGAAAAAAUUCCAGUUGGAGAGUUGGAGUGACUGAAAUUUUUUACCUCUUUGAGAAAAUCUAUACAAAGGAAGAGAGUCCUGAAAUUUCUGCAAUAGAGUAAUAUUUCAGCAAUUACCUGCUGAGUGAACUCUUUUUUAUUCUUAAAUUUGUUUGACUCUGAGAGUCUGUCUGUCUGUCUGACUUUAUGAUCUGAUCCACCGUCCAGAAAACAGGAUUUGUACAGAAACCUGGUGAAAAUCAAGCUGAGGGAGAAAUCCCUGUCUGUACAACAACACCUGCUGCAGUCUCCUUCUACAUUGGAAAAACCAGCUGACAAAAAGAAGAGAGCACAAGAGUGAAGAGGAGGCAUAGUUGAAUCAGUAGGUGGUUUUACUCUCACUCUGUUGAGUGUACAGCCACCUACCAGCCACCAAAUUCUCCCACAGCUUGCCAAAUUAGUACAGUUUGACUGAGCGAGACAGCACCUUGAAGGAUUUGGGCUUCAUUUUGUACCAAAACAAAGGUCUGAUCACCAGUAGAGACUCUACUUGAUUUGGAUUCUCCAUCUCAGUGAUGAUGGCUUGGCUUCAGUUGUGGACUACGGGGCUCAUAGCCACUAUGGCCUUAUCCAUCUCUUUCACCAUUGCUGAGGACUCUGGCUUUCCUGUGGUGGAAGGAAAGAAACAAGGCCCAGCUGAGAUUGUGAAGAAGGAGUCCCAUCCUGUCCUGUUCAGGCAGAAGAGAGAGUGGAUCUGGAACUCUCUCUAUGUGGAAGAGGAAAAACCAGCUCCCAACCCCUACAAGAUAGGACAACUGAAAUCGAGCAAGGCGGUGGAGGUGAAGAAGUUUAAAAUAGAAGGUGAAGGUGCAAACACCAUCUUUACUGUGGAUGACAAAGGAGACCUGUUUGUUACCACAUCUCUGGACAGAGAAAAGAAAAAUUUGUACCAUUUGACUGCCAGGAUGUAUGAUGGAAACAACAAGUUGAUAGAGGAUUCUGGAGACUUUGUUGUUCAAGUGACAGAUAUCAACGACAACACCCCUGUUUUUCCCAGAACAUACAAUGGAUCCAUUAUGGAGAGGUCCACAAUAGGAACUAAAGUAGUUGAGGUGAGGGCAACUGACGCUGAUGACCCCACCACUGCUAAUGGAGAGCUCAGGUACUCUUUGACCCAAGAUGGAGAAUAUUCUGCCUUUCAAAUUGACAGCAACACAGGUGUGAUCAGCUGCAAGAUACAAACACUGGACCGGGAAACCAAGAGUCAGUAUGUGGUGGUGGUUAAAGCUCAGGACAUGAGAGGAAUGGCCUCUGGCAGCACAGCCACCACUUCUGUCACCAUCACCAUCACAGACAUCAAUGAUAACAUAGCGUCUUUCACCCGAAAGAUUUAUGAGCUGCAGGUUCCAGAGGACCACAAGUUGAAUGAGAAGAUUGGCAUUCUGGAGUUGGUGGACAGAGAUCAGAUACAGAAUAAAGAGCCCAUCUUCACCAUUCCGGGUGAUAACGGCAACAUGUUCAAUAUUGAACUCAACCGCAACAAAGACGGCAACCUCAUGCUCAAAAAGGCCCUGGACUAUGAGACAACAAACAACUACACUUUUACCGUCCGAGUGCGAGAAGACCUACGUUUUCCUGCUGACAACGAGAACAGGGCUGUCACCACUGCCCAGGUAAACAUCAGGGUGUUAGAUGUAGACGAGCCACCAGUCUUCUCCCAGCCCAUCUACACCUUCACUGUGAUGGAGGAACUGAUUGUGAACAACAUAGGAACAGUCACAGCCAGGGAUCCUGACAGAGCCAACAAGCGCAUACGGUACUCCAUCUUAGACAAAGACUGUCCUAUCAGUAUCAACCCCAUCACAGGUCAGCUGUCCACCCUGAGGAAACUGGACAGAGAGCUGGAGGCCACACACAUGUUUCAAGUUAAAGCACAAGAAGAGCCAAGUGGUUUGGAGUCAUUUGUAAAAGUUAACAUUAUAGUUCAGGACACUAAUGACAACAAGCCUGAACUGGCUGUGGAUGAGAUCUUCGUCUGUGAAAAUGACGUCACUAAUACGGUGAUAGGAACUUUGAGAGCUACAGAUAAAGAUGACCAGCUACCACACUUCAGUUUCAGCCUGGCCAGUGCAAGCUCCAACUUCUCCAUCAAAGACUAUGGCAAUAACACAGCAGACAUCUUAGUGAAACAGGGCCCGUUCAGCCUGGAUGACCCCAAGGAUUACAAUGUGGAUGUGCGCAUCAGUGACGGAGGGCGACCCAUCCAGACUAGUAUUACCAAACUGGCAAUCAAGUCGUGUCGCUGUGAUGCCAGGCGGAUUCCUACACAGUGCAAAGCUGGUGCUCGGAGGAUGUCAGUGAGUGUCCACGCUCUGAUAGCCAUUCUACUCUGCAUUCUGACCAUACUGGUCAUAGUGAUCCUGUUUGUCAUGAGGAAACGCUACCAGAAAGACUCUCUGGCCAGUAUGAAGAACAGUGGGGAGAUCCACGAGCAGCUGGUCACAUAUGAUGAAGAGGGAGGAGGAGAGAUGGACACUAAUGGCUACGAUGUCUCAAUCCUCACUUCUGCUUGCCACGACGGCUCCCUACUUCGCCACUCGGACCGCCACCCACAUCCCUCUCUCUAUGCCAUGGUGCAGAAAACCCCUCAACCAACUGCAUGUAAGGGCGACAUGGCUGCGAUGAUUGAGGUGAAGAAAGACGAGGCAGACCACGACAGAGAUGGCUUCCCCUAUGACACCCUCCACAUCUACGGCUAUGAGGGGCUCGAGUCUCUAGCCGGAAGCCUCAGCUCUCUGGAAAGUUCCUCCACUGCUUCGAACUUGGAUUAUGACUUCCUGAAUGACUGGGGCCCAAGGUUCAGGACCCUGGCUGAGCUGUAUGGAGUGGAUGGACCUGAGUAUUACCAUCAGUACUGAUGGAGAGCGUCUGCUAUGAAACAUACACGAUGCCAAAACACAGACACACACACACACACACACACACACACACACGUAAAACAGCCAUAGAAAUACACCCACACAUUGUCAAAAGCAUGCAGGAAAUAUACACAUUUACACACACAUAGAAUCAUGCUUUCAUCCUGUCCAUUUUGUUUUUGGAUAAGGAGCUCUAGCAGACAACCGGGUUCUCCAAAGACAUCUUUAGCCUCUGAAAACAGAAUCAGGACUCUCUCGUUUCCAGUGUAACAUCAACUAACUUUUAUUAUCAAGAGUAAUUCAGCGAAUCCAUUAGUUUGUUAAGCCUCCCCAGUCUAUUCACCUCCAGUCAGUAUAUAGAGCUUCAUCAAACUCCAGGAAGCUCCAUCAAGUUUGAAUCAAGGUUUUUGGAGAUCUCUCUCAUUUCUCUUCUUUUUGGGUGACAUAUUUCCCUUUGCCUCUACCAAGGAGCUGUUGGAAAGAUUACAAAAGUAACACCAAGACAUGACACCAUUGGAGAAAGGAGAAGGACAACUAAUGCUUCACAGAUUUUCAAGAGGAUUUAAUGUUGGUUACAGUAUGAGAUCCUCAUCAUGAGGAUGUAUUUUAUUCUAUCACGGUGUUGUGAUGUUUCACAUCGCAAUCAAUUUAUUCUACCUGCAAAGAUCUGAAAGUCCAAACAGAUGAAACUCCACUGCAGGCCUUAGCCAAUCAGAGUUCAUCGUGGAUAAUUGAUGGGUUAAUCAGGUCACUGCUGGUCAGCGAUGUUAUUCAGUUAUUCAGAUUCCUUAUGUAUGUUAUGUCACAUUUGAUUCCCGUCUCUCAUAUGCUGUGCCAUUUUGCAUCCCCUUUUCCUCACCAAUGACCAUUUUUACAUGCACGAAAUAUUUCAUGUAAAAGUUUAUAUUCUAAUCUGUUUAUAUCCAGUUUCUUUUAAAAUUACUUCUUUCUAGGCAUAUUCAUCUACAUAUUCACCUACCGAGUAUACAUAUCUCUGCAUUUAGAAAUUAACUACAUUUGAACACCUAAAACAUGGACCAAAACCUACAUUUACCACAAAAGACAACAUUAAGAACUAUGCGUAGUAUCCUGGCUACUGAUGGCAGACAUUUCAGUUGUCAUACUUUGGACUUGUCAUCUAGAUAUGAGCACAUUUUAAGUGAUUCGUAUCAUGAUAUCAGAAUUCUAAUCUAAAUGAAAAUUUCCAAUUUGUUCAUUUCCUUCUUACUGGGGAUGCAAAAUGGUGUAUGUCAAGGAAACUCAUUGUUGAUUCUCCUUUUUCCUGUUCUUUUUGUAAAUUGUAAACCAGUAACUUUGAAGUUAUAUAUAUAUAUAUAUAUAUAUAUAUAUAUAUAUAUAUAUAUAUAUAUAUAGGCCACAAACAUGAUGAGAACGAGGUGAUUUUGGAUUUUUGAUCCAAGAUUGAUGACUUGAUUUGUAAGUAGGAGCACCUCUGAAAAACUGAAAUGGUUCAUCAGUCUGUGAUGUUCAUAGGGUUAUUCUUUGAUAUGCUCAUUUUCUCACAGCAUAUACAUUUCCCUCACUACUAUCUUGUAGCAGGUCCUGACAUGACAUCGUCUUCUGGCCUGUUGUCAACAGAGUGAAUAACAAGUUCAGAUAAGGUGCUUCAAAAGUUCCUAAAUUUAGCAUUGUUACAGUUUUUUAAAAGUGGAAACCUAAAAAAACCUUCAAGAAAUCCCAUUCCCAUUUUGUAUUUUCUGAAACCAACCAUCUGAUAUUAAUGAGGAGUCAUUUUCUAAGUGAGUCAUUUUGUCCAUUUUCCCAAUUAUCUUCUGCUCUGAGGAGAGAAAGAACAAUAGACAGACAGACAGAAAAGGAAAUGGAAGCACUGCUGCUCAGACAGAAUUACAGUGUGUUCCCAGGUUUUAUUUGACAGAACCCAUCAUCACAGUUAUUGUUGAGAUGAAAGGCCAAUUCUCAGAGGCCUACUAGAACAAAAGUCAUUCGGACAACUCAGGAAACACCAAGUGGCAAAAGCAGCUAGUUGGGCAGCUGCGAUGGCUCUGAGGUGGCUUGAAUAACUUUAACCUCUCAUCCUUUUUGGCUACUGUCAGGUCAUACAGUCUCUCUGCAAAAUUUGACAAUCUCUAUCUUUCAUUAUUAACAUAAAAAAAAUGAUUCUGAAACAAAGAUCAGUAAACUGGUCAUACAUAAACCAAGCUUGGACCCCUUUACUGACUUGAAACUAUUUAUUUGUUGUUGGUGCUAUUUCUCAAUAAGGCAAACUUACAAAGGCUUUAUGAUUGAUCAUAGUGGAAGUUGAAGUCUUCAUGUCUCUACAUUAGUAUUGGGAGGUUAUUCGUUUUAGUUGAUAUUAGUCUACAGUUUCUCCAACUUUUACAGCAGUAUUGUCUAUCUAGUUUCCAUUUAAGAGUAAUUUGUUUCAAAAUAUGGAUAUACAAUACUUGUAUACUAUGUUACUUAUAUUUUGGGAAGUGGUUGUGGUAUAAACAGGAUAAUCUACUCAGAACCAUAAAAAGAAUACACUCUGAUUAUAGUCAUUAUUGAUUAAUCCGUGGAUUAUUUUCUUGAAUAGUGACAUCUUCAGUAUGUUGUCUGAUCAGCUGUCCCAAAACUCAAAGAUAUUCAACUAACAUUGAUAGAAAACAGGAAGAAUCUGUGAAAAUUCACAUUUAUUUAGCAGGAACCAGCAGAAUGUUUGCCAUUUUUGCUUCACAAGUGAUUGAGUGAUGAUAAAUCAGUUAAGCAAAAUAGCUGCAAAUUAGUUUUUGUUGAUCAAUUAAUAGAUUGACUGACCAUUUCAGCUCUAUUGUGGGUUAUCCCUCAUUGAGAUAUUUUUCAAAAAUCAUCUCAGUUUCCAGAUCUUUAGCAAUCAUUGGUUGGUGAAUAGUAUAUGCCCUGACAAAGUGGAGGAUACACUGUCUAUUUGCCCUUUAGUAGCUCUUUAGCUAAUUGGGAACAACCACUCCCUGGGACUGUUUGAUCCAUGGCCCUCUGGGAGGAGGGCUCUAGAGCAUCCGGCCAGGAACUAUUUAUCAAUGACUCACUUGUGUUUAAGCGGCUACAGACAUUUUAGUUUAUUUAUAAAUGCAAGGUCUGGAGAUAAAUGAUGGCUUCAGCAGUUACACAGAAAGACAUUUAUAAAGGGAAAAGGUCCCUAGUGUAGUGAUGACUUUAAAAUCAGUUGGCUUGACUGAAUAAUGGUGUAACAAUUUUCAAACAUUAUUGUACCCUGCACUGCUCUGUGGAAAAUGCAGUCACACAGCUUCAUGACAGUUCUAUCGUUUUUAAAUGUCAUUUAAUUCCUUAUAUGGAAUUUAAUUUAUUUACUCUCCUGUUUAUUCUGUUUUGUUUGGUCUUGAACUUGUUUCCUUAAAACUCGGGUCUGCUUGGAAUGCCAUCUGAUAAAUGGUGGAUACAAUAGCUGGAAGCCCUCUCAAUACUUUCCUGUUGGGUUCACAUAUAUACUCAGAGCAGCCUGUUCCUCCACCUCACUCUCAGCCUUUCUCUCAUUCUCCUGCUCUCCUUGUUUGCCUCACUAUAUCUCUCCCCACACUGUCUUUCUCUCUCCAUCCUCUAAUCAGCUAAACCAAACAGUGGACACAACUUCCUGUCCAUCUGGGGAGUUGGCCCGCCCCUUCCUGUCUGUGUUAUCUCUCCCGUGAGCAAACACAUUGUGCUCACUUCCUGUAAGCCUGGCCUGGGAAACAACCUUGGAGAGGAAAAGGUAGCGAGGCAAGGAGAAACAUGUGAUGAGGUUGGGGGGGGGGUUAGCAAGAUGAAGAAAAUGAUGAAUAGAACAAUGUAGAGCAGUGAUGAGUUUUCCAGCUGAGCAGAAACAUUUCAGAGCAAAGAUGUGCGUGAUGAAACUCUGAGACAUUACACAUGUAAGUGUUGUUAACAUCAUGUUACCUUGGCAUCUUCAUGAAGCAACAUUGAUUAAUAAUUUUUUGGAGAUCAACAUAGAUUAACCACAGCUGAAUCUUGAAAUUUAGUUUUAGCCCUUGUUUAUGCCUCUCACUUUAACAGUUUUACAUUUUAUAGGUUUGCACUGAUUAGUACAUUUCAAUCACAAGUAAGUCAUUGUUUUUGAAAACAUAUCCAAAAUAUAGAUGAUUUUUAACUCGUUUUAAAAGCCAUGUCUCCAUUCAUUGAACAAACAAAACUUACUUUCCUGGCUGCCAUCUUUGUUUGAGUCAAAGAACGGAGACUUAUUUUGAGAACUGAGUUAAAAUUGUGCCUCAGUGCACCAUGGAGGAAAUACAUUUUUGUCCUGUCAUUUCAGACCUAUGGCUCUCAAGGAAACAAUAUUUAAGUUAUUUUUUGUAUUUGUGUAUUACCACCAUUAUCUUAAGUACAGAUUGUAUUCUUAAAAACUGGGUAUGUGAAAAAAAACAAACUUUGUUGUUGAAAUCAGCAGCCUGUAGCAGAUAGAGGUGCUCCAUUAUCUUCUCUCCUAACAGCAAUAAGUGUUGGGUGUACUUAGGGUGAGAAAAUCUGAGACAGAUGGGUAAUUUGCCAACAAUUUUAGACACCACUGUUUUCCGCUUUUUUCAGGUCAGCUCAAAAAAACAAAACAAAAAAAACAAAAAAAAAACAAAAACAAAAACAAACAAACCUGCAGUGACAAAAUACAUUUCCACACCCUCUUAAAAAGUUGUUAAUAGAAUGCAAAUUGUGAAACAAGAAAAGGAUUAAUGUUAUUCCUAUUCAAAAUGUCAUAUCUGUUUUUAUUGUCUGUGCUGGCCAGAAAUGAGCUGGACAUAUUGUUUUGGGAAUGAAACUGAGUUUGUUCCUUUUAGCCCAAUGUGUAAAACACAUUCAUACAUUCAUUUCAGUCAUUUAUUUUCUUAUUUUCUUUUCUACACUGACUUGUCAGUUAUUGCAAAACAUUAGUAAAUUCAUUAGGAAUCCUUUAUUGCCUAACACUUUGGGAGUACCUCCAAAAUACUACAAUAAUAAUAAUACACUUUGUAACAGUGAAACCAUUCUGUCAUGUUGCAUUAUUUAGUAUCCCGAGAAGUGCCAUAUUUUAAUUAAUUUUGAUUUGUUGGCCAUCAAUCAUUUGUCUCCUCUAUAAGAUGGUGAAUCACUUUGGAUUCAGACAGUAAAAAUAAAUCUCUCAGGUUGGGGUCCAGGCACAAAAAGAAACAAGUCAUUCACCUUUAUGUCAGCAAACUAACACCCCAUAUGUAUCAAUAUACUGGUUUAAAAAAACAGAUCCAUAGGUGAUUUAACUGUAAUUUCAUCCAUGUAUCCUGUGUGUUACUGAAGGAGCGUACUUUAAGUGAAGUGUACAUAGAAAAAAAAAUGUGCCUAAUAGCGAUUUUUCUCUGGCCUCACCUUGUUUCUUUGUUUUUGCCUCUAUUACUGUAUUUAGAAGACAUUAAACUUAAUACAAUCUCUUUUUAUUGCUGUAAAAAGUAACAAUAGGUUCAUUUUCUACAAAUGAAAGAGAGCAGUAUGUGGUGGACAAAUGACUGCCCGAAAUGAAUAUAUGAUUUUCUGUUUAUGUGUCCAAUUGUGUGUGUAUGUGUGUGCUUGCGAUUAUACUCAUGUACAUACACACAAAUGGGUGUCAAACCAAUAGAAAAUAGCAACCACAUAGAUAGACAUUUUUCCUUGUGUAAAUACAGUAAGGGUCUUCAAGGGAGCAAUAUGUGCCUUUAUUCUUUAAAAAAAAGAAUACUGUAAUUCAUUUUUUGAUGGUGAUCACAAUGUUUUCUAUAUUGUUUUUAUGGUGUAUAGCAACUACUUUUUAUUACCUGACAUUUUUGUAAGUGUAGAAUAAAAAUAAACACUUAAAUAUG
This is a messenger RNA of Lates calcarifer (barramundi perch), 9169 nucleotides long. It is a transcript of the gene cdh5, whose product is annotated as cadherin 5. Lineage: Eukaryota; Metazoa; Chordata; Actinopteri; Centropomidae. Gene Ontology annotation, biological process: cell-cell junction assembly; calcium-dependent cell-cell adhesion; homophilic cell-cell adhesion. The record is from RefSeq and is a predicted model, not a curated record. Gene Ontology annotation, molecular function: cadherin binding; calcium ion binding. Gene Ontology annotation, cellular component: bicellular tight junction; plasma membrane; catenin complex.